CACACCACGCAUGUAAACGAUCAUUCCAGGAGGAUGACAAAGUUCUACCGUCCAGCGAUUGUAACAGAAUGCAUUCAGAACUCAUUGAUUGUUGAUACACAGUUCAUCGAUUGGCGACUAUUUACUGAGAAGGCGAAUAACAAAGCAUUAUCCGGCUCAUUCAAAGUCGAAAGCCGACUCAUCGAAAAUCUGUGGUGAGGUAUCUAAUGGGUAUUUCAAUAGGAAAGGCAUAACAGCACCGCGUGAAACCAGGGGAACAUCUACAUACACCAAAGGAACACAAAUGACACCAAAGGGACAUCAGUGACACAAGAGGAACAUCAGUGACACCAGGAAUAUCAGUGACACAAGAGGAACAUCAGUGACACAAGAGGAACAGCAGUGACACCAGUGGAGCAUCAGUGACACCAGAGGAACAGCAGUGACACCAGUGGAGCAUCGUGACACCAUGAAUAUCAGCCGCGACACAACAAUGAAUUACCAAUGACACUAAAGGAACAUCAGUAACACAGGAGGUACAUCAGUUACGCCAGAGGAACAUCAGUGACACCAGCGGAAUAUCAAUGACACAAGAGAGAAAAGGGAAUUGAACUUUGAGGAUUGCCGAAAAAGGUCUUCUAAAAGUACACAUUCCGUUUCGGACACAUUAGGAAAAGUCGAUUGGAACCGGUUUAGAGAAACUCCUACGAAACCGGACUACAUUGUAUUCGGUGACCACCAGAGCUCAGGAUGGCUGAUACCGGGGGAAAUGGCACCGAAGCCCCGGAGGGUGGGGACCAAACACGCACACAGAAAACCUCGGAGUUCGUUCUUUUACUAAGAGACAAGGAAGCGUUGAAAACUGCAUUGGAUGAGAAAGAAAAGGCCCUAAAUAGUGCCAUGAGUACAUCUUUCGAACUUUACCAGAAAAUUGACAAAUUGGAGACGGAGCUGAAAGCGUUGAAGGGGAAGGGUUCAAAAUCAGAAACCAAAGAUAAGAUACAAGCUCCAUCCGCUAGCCCAGCAGCAGGCAACACGCCAGUCUCAACACCUAAAAACGGCCGCAAAGUUCGUCCCAAGACAGCCAAGCAUGCCAACCCAAGACAGAAGCCGAGAAAGGGUCUCAAACCUCCUGUGGAAAUUAAGGUCGAAGUGGCAAAGGAAGCGGAAAAGAAAGAUACGUACAAGUACUAUGAGGAGAUCGCCCAGACCUAUCCCGACCUGAAGCUGUCUGUCCUGCUUGUCGCUGAGAAGAAGUUUGUACAAGCUGACUCCAAUAAAGAUGGGACAAUCGAUGCAGAUGAGCUGGACCGAAUCUUGGAGAGUAGCAGUUUACUGUUCACCAAGCAGCAGGUUAGAGAUAUCGUCAAACAAAUAGACGCUGAUGGAUCCAGUGACCUGGACUUCAUGGAGUGCCUUGCGGUGAUCGACCGACUACAUCGAAACAAGAAAUCCAACCUUCCUACAGCCCUGGAACAGAAUAAAAGCACAGUUUGUUCAAUUCAGUAAAACAUGCAUGCAGGUCCAAGAGAUGGUAUUGACUCAUUUUGCAAUCAGAAACUUAAAAACGAUCAUGGGCGU
Molecule: messenger RNA, 1560 nt
Organism: Asterias rubens (European starfish)
Lineage: Eukaryota; Metazoa; Echinodermata; Asteroidea; Forcipulatida; Asteriidae
Exons: 6
Coding region: 730-1488 (252 amino acids)
Molecular function (GO): calcium ion binding
Source: RefSeq, a predicted model, not a curated record